Molecule: messenger RNA, 3492 nt
Organism: Filobasidium floriforme
Lineage: Eukaryota; Fungi; Basidiomycota; Tremellomycetes; Filobasidiales; Filobasidiaceae
Exons: 12
Coding region: 174-3338 (1054 amino acids)
Source: RefSeq, a predicted model, not a curated record
CUUCAUCUUCACAGCUACCAUACUUCACUGAAUCGUUACAUCAACAGCGAGCGAGCUCAAGAUACUCUGUAAAGCGACACCUCACACUCUACUCGAAAGCCUCGACCACAUAUCCAAAACACGGCCAACACACUUGCGAGAAUUGAUCGGAAGGUCUCGUCAUCUUCUUCAGAAUGAGUCAAGAAGUGGGCAAGAUGAAAGACGACAGAGCGGAAACCGAGCUGUUGGACGCUCUGUUGUCAGAACCGACGAUCAAGUUUGGGAAUCUGAUGAACGUUAUUGAAUCUUUCGAGAGAGCUCGAGGUUCCGAACUCUUCUUCAAUUUGAACGAGAGGGAGCGGACCCAGGCCUUUUUCAACAAGUGCGCGAAUGACGAGACGCCCAAAGACAAUGCUAUCCAGAUCAUCAAGAUGUUGCAGAUGGAAGCCGACCGGAUGACAUCAGAAAGUGAGGGAAAUCAUGACAAGUCGGACGAUAGCAUCAAGGAGGUCUUCGGUGACAAGCUCAAACAUGGCAAGGAGGAUGACGAUACGAAGAACGCGCCGCCUUCCUCCUUCAAGGAUUUGCAAGGGAGGAGAAGGACUAGCAACGAAUACCGCAUUCGAGGGAUGAACGACAACUCGAGCUCGGAUGGAAGCGAGAUGGACGUCGAAGAGAGCUUGUUGGUCAACGAAAAAGAACCUCUCGGUGGCGAUCUCAGCAUCAUCUCGCAGGUUGAUGAAGCUGAACCAUCCAGACCCACCUCGAGGUUGGAGAAACGUUCCGCAUCUCGCCUGUCGAUCAAUACCAACAUUCCGACAACCCCGGAACAUCUAGCACGACACCGUGCAAAGACCGCUCAGGGCGUCUCUUUCCCCACCGAACGCAUCCUCUCCCCACCCAGCGCGACAUUUACAUCAGGGAUCCCUCGAGCCAGUCGAAGGUCUGACCCUUCCAGGCCCGCCGUCGCUCAACCCGUGGCUUCCGGCUCCAGGGGCACGGCUCCACCUUCAUCGUUCGCCUUUGGGAGUCCGGGUAAAGCCAAAAGCGGAAGGGCUAGAUCAGGAUCGGCAGAUGGGUCGACCAGGAUCGGGCAGCCCGCGCCGGGUGCUUCGUUCGGAAUGGGAGUUGGGUAUAGCACUGGGAUCGGAGGGAUAUCGCGGCCUCCUUCGGUGGCUAGGUCGAGGAGGGAGAGUCAGGAGACGAUCGUCGAUGGAGAUAUGGUGUUUGACAAGCACGAGAGACACUCUACUUCGAACCGCUCGCAACCGGGACUGAACCGUCCCCGACCUCCCCGCCAGACCUCGGCUCAACGUAAACAACCUUUAGCUUUUCCCCGCUCGAGCUCGGGUAGCAGCCCCGCUACUCCCGGCUCACCCGAUUUGAAGGAGAUGAAACUUCCCGACGUCUCCUUGCUGGAUGAUCAAUCGUUUGUCGGCGAGUUGACCCAGACGGCGGAGGAGUAUGAGCCCGGGAUCGUUCAGGCCGAGGCCGACAUCUCUAGGAUGGGCAGGGGUAGUAUCGCGGAUACCACUAUGGAUCUGAACGCGGGGAUGGCCAGCUUAGACGAUGGGUACAACAUGUAUGGGAUGGAUUACGGAGAGGGCGUAGGAGGCAGGAGGAGGAAAAUUAGUGGCGAGAGGAUGAAGAGGAUUUCGACGGAUUCGACGAGUUCGAUGGUCAUCAGGGCCAAGGUGGACCAGCUCGAAGGCGAGAACCAAGAAUUGAACAACAAGAACCGGGUCUUGGAGGACAAGUUGACUGCGCAAGGUAAUGACAACGAAACGAUGCAAGGGAGGAUGCUCGAUCUGGAGAACAACCUCAGGGACGAGACGACCGAAAAGAAGAGGUUGGAGAGGGAGAUCAAAGCGAAGGAUAGGGAAAACCAGACGGCGCUGACCGAGCUGGAGCACAAACUAUCGACAACGCAGGAACAGCUGAGAGAUCUAAAGUCUGCUUUGGCCAGCUCGACAUCGACGAAUAAUAAGCUGAAAGACGAGGUACAAGACUUGACGCGGGCGAUCAGGGAUAAGGAGGAUGAAAUUUCGAAUCUGAUGAGCGAUCUAAGCGAACUCAAGGAGGAUAAGGAUUCGCUUGCGAGGGACCUGCAAGACUUGUCCCAACGAUACGACCAAAACACAACCCAGCUGGACAGCGUGCGUCAGCACAAUCGCGAGCUGAAGCAGCAGUUGCAGCAACAAGACGAGCUACAAGAGACGAUCAAUAAUCUGAACCAAGAGGUCGGGGAUCUGAGGUUGAGACUGAGCCAUUCGCAUGCCAGGGGAGGCACCGAGACGAGCGCGUUCGGGAAUGGAGAUGCGGUAUUAGGGGGUGGUGUGGGUGGAAUGACCGCGAGGGCGAAGAGAAGUUUGGCUACCGAGUUGGGUGAUGGACUCGAUGAAGAGGAUGACGAAGAGGAGCAAGAGGCAGCGGCCGGCGGCCGGGAGGAAUAUGUCCAAGGUGAAGACGGUGUGACGACGAUCUACCAUACUACCACGGUCAGGCGGGUCGUACGACCCCGCACGACGAGCCAACAACAAACAAGCAAGGCCGAUCAACCCGCCAUAGCAGAAGAGAUCCACCAUACCGACCGCACCAUCAGUUACACGGACCGUUCGACCUCUCCACCUCCGUCCCGAGCCAUGGCGGAUGCGUUCAGCCAGACGGACGAGUCUCACAACUUGGGCGCGAUGUUGCCCCCCUAUACGCCUAGGCCGGAGAGCGAGAUCGUCUCCAGUGCUAUCGAGAAGGUUCAUCCGAAGUUGGUCCCCCUGACCGACUCUGGCUCUGGGCCCAAUUCGGCCUCUUCCGAUGACGGUCAUGGACAUGGUCGUGCUGAUGAUACGGCGGACGGGACGUUGGAAGGUAUGGCCAAGAUCGCACAGAUGUACGCGGGGUUGUGUGCCGAGGUGGGCGUUCGGUGCGAGGUCUUGGAAGAGGCUCUGAAGGUCAGGCAAGAACAGGUCAUCGGACGAUUAAGCGAGGAGAGGGAAAAGAAUCCUUCCGACCCCGCGGUGUCGAUCACCGAUGCUGAAGCUAAAGUCGAGGUCGAGGACAUUGUCAGGCCAGAUUUGACCUCUGAGAUCGCUGCUCGAGUUCCGACACACAACGACGUCGAGGUGAAGAGGAAGAGCGGGACGUUGAGCUGGAUCAAGACGAUCUGCUUGGUAUUGCCUGCGGUCAUCUUGGGGUGGAUGCUGGCCCAAGAAUACGCACCCCCUUCUCAAGAUUCCUUUGCCCGGUACCUCUUGCUGCAUAUCAUGGCUCGAGGAUCGAUGCCGGAUGGGUUUCUGCAAGGGUCGGUGGUUGAUAGGGAUAUGGGUGGGGAGAGGGUCGUCUGGGGCAGAGUGCCGAUUUGAUCCAGGGUCGGGGGGAAGACGAAGAAGGAGUGAAUUGUGGCUUACGAGGAUUGGGGAAAUAUUUACGAGAUACAGGUAUAACAUGUGCGAUUGGCGAAUACUUAUACGAGCAAUAGAUUACGAGGACCUAUGAAUUUUAUGAAUGUCAAUGAAA